Molecule: messenger RNA, 921 nt
Organism: Capsicum annuum
Lineage: Eukaryota; Viridiplantae; Streptophyta; Magnoliopsida; Solanales; Solanaceae
Exons: 3
Coding region: 1-921 (306 amino acids)
Source: RefSeq, a predicted model, not a curated record
AUGGUGAUGGAGAAAGAUAAAAAUGAGAAUCAAGAGCAAGUAUUAGAGGAUGUUGUACCUUUGGUAAUUGAAGCAGGGAAUAUGAUGGAUAUUGUUAAUAGAAAGAAGAAAAACCUGGAUACAAAAAAUUUGGUAGAUAAUAUUGAGGAUGUAGCAGUAGAAAGAGAUCUAUCUCCAAAAUGGAUCAGGUUGCUGAAGGACGGGAAUAAUAUUGAGGAUUAUAGGAGAAGGCUAGGAAUACAGCAUGUAGUAGUCAAUAUGUCAGGAAAGAUUUGGGAUUUUAUGGAGUCAACUAUGGAGUAUACUAUCAUCAGUGAUGAGGAACAACAAAUUUCACUCAGAUUGGAAAAUCAAAAUACAGGAGUAAUAGUUGUGGUUACACUAGUUUAUGCAAAAUGUACUCAGCUUGAGAAACUUCAGUUAUGGGAAUCUCUUGGUGUACUGACUAGUGUAAUAAAUGAACCUUUGACGGUAGGUGGAUGUUUUAAUGUUAUGAGGCAUGAGAAAGAGAAGCUUGGUGGAUUAUUAGUAACUUUUGAAGAGAUAGAAGACUUUAAUCAUUAUAUCAGCACUUGUAAUUUAGAGGAGAUUGCUUUCAAGGGGAGCAAAUUUACUUGGUGGAAUGGCAGAGAAAAUGGAGAGUGCAUAUUCAAAAGACUUGAUAGGUGGAGUAAGCAAACUUUUGGAAAUAUUUUUCAAGAGAUUGCUACUCUUGAAAAAGUGAUUAAGGUAAGGGAGAAGAAGUUUGAAGAGGAUCCAACAGGGGAUAUUAGGGCUACUUUAUUCAAAGCACAAGCAGAGUUAGCAAUGCAAAUGAAAAGAAAAGAGGAAUUAUGGAAACAGAAAGCUUGUUUUGAGUGGUUCAAGGAUGGAGAAAAGAACACAAGAUUUUUCCAUGUAGUUGUGAAGGGAAGAAGGUAA